UUAAAAUAACUUAUAAAUCUGGUGCAGUAAACAUGAGCAACAUCACCAUCAUGUGUGACUGGAAGAAGCUUCUCUCUGUUUGUCUGCUGGCACUGAUCGGCACACCAGCUUUGGGGGAUAAAGUUCAGAUUUCCUGGGUUGGAGCAGUGAUUGCGGGUUUCAAGACCACUUUUACCUGUUCCUCUUCUUGCUUUACAAAAUGCAUCUACACAUGGUCCCUUAAUGGCCGCAAGGUCAACGGGAGCACAUUAACAUGGACACCAGAUGGAUUGGACAGUACAGUGGACCUGCAGUGUACUGUCUUCAAUCCAAAAACUGGGACCUCCAGCAGCCUAACCAGCAUUGUAGAAAUUAAAAAUCGAGUGUCUGUUCAAAUUAGUCCACCAAACACUGUUCCAGCUCUCAAUCACUCUCUGAACUUAGUCUGCCAUGGAGCUGGACCAAGUGAUCUUCCAAGCCCGUCACACCUGGUGGACCACGUGGACUGGUACAAAGAUGGACAAAAACUGACCAGGCAUGGAAACACCAGACUGCUAAAUGACAAUUUUACACUUCAUUUUGACUCACUGCUGCCCUCUGAUGCUGGUUUCUACUACUGUGAAGUUACUAUACUUGGAGGCCAACAGAGAGUAUUCAGCCUGGGCUAUCUACUCAGCUAUGAUCUGUGGAACGUCAGCAUCAGUGGACCUGACGUUGUGUUUCCAGGAAGACUGAGUAAAUUCACAUGCUUGACCAGCUGUACUUUAAAUGUGGAGUGUACUGUGAAAUGGCAGUUCAGAGGAGGCUUCCCUAUUGGAAGCUACCUUUCAAUCCAUCAAAAUCAGAUUGCAUGGACUCCAUCCAUCCCUGGAACUGUGCAAAACUUCACAUGUGUUGCAGAAAAUCGUGCUGCUGGACGUUCUGCUGAGGCCACAAAGAUGGUUGAAGUCAAAGGAACUUUAUCUUCUGGAUCAGCAGUGCUUCAGCUCAGUAGACUUUUCGUUCUCAAUCUGGGACUGUGUUUACUUUUAAAUUCAUAGUGAUGCUUUUGUUUUUAAUCUCCAUCAUCAUUACCUCCAACAGAGGAAAGCGAUGAUUUAUUUUCAUCUCAUCUUCAGCUGAGUUGAUUUACAGCAAACACAGUCAUAAUGAAGUUGAAAUCACGAGAGAGCAAUCAGUAUCACCAAAUAUGAAACGACAGCUCUCUAUAAACCUUUCAUCUUGACCUGGACAGUCAGAGUCCAUUUGGCUUUUAAUGUACAAAUAAUGAUCAGAUAUACUUCACGUCACCAGGUAUUAAAUAUAUGCAAAGAUGCCUACUGUUAAAUCUCAAUGACUUGCCCUAUAUGAAGUUGUUAUGCAGUUGCUUGUUUUAUGUAAUCACAUAUGUAUAUUUAUUUUAUAGCAACUAUAGCUUUUAAAGUGGAAUUUUAAUGUGGUUGCAAUGAUGUGUGAAAUUUCUGAGAA
This is a messenger RNA of Thalassophryne amazonica, 1446 nucleotides long. Its product is annotated as carcinoembryonic antigen-related cell adhesion molecule 20-like. The record is from RefSeq and is a predicted model, not a curated record. NCBI's taxonomy places the organism in Eukaryota, Metazoa, Chordata, Actinopteri, Batrachoidiformes, Batrachoididae. Bases 33 to 1019 code for a protein of 328 amino acids. The transcript is spliced from 6 exons.